Molecule: messenger RNA, 2348 nt
Organism: Episyrphus balteatus (marmalade hoverfly)
Lineage: Eukaryota; Metazoa; Arthropoda; Insecta; Diptera; Syrphidae
Gene: PpD3
Product: serine/threonine-protein phosphatase 5
Exons: 8
Coding region: 354-1868 (504 amino acids)
Cellular component (GO): nucleus; cytosol
Molecular function (GO): protein binding; protein serine/threonine phosphatase activity
Source: RefSeq, a predicted model, not a curated record
GCCUACCGUCGCACCGUCAAGUCAGAAUUCUCUCACCCGCUCUCUUCCGCUACCGCACACUUUUUUUUCAUACAACGACGAAUCUUCUACUAAAAAAAAAGACCAUUUUCUUCUACUCUAUAAGUUCGUUUCGCAUUCGGUUUUCUUGUUGGCAGUAAAUUUACUUUUCUGCACAUGCAGUUUUCCUUUUGUUUCUCUUUUUGGAAAUAAAUAAUAAUUAUUUAUUAAAAAAGAAAGAUAUAGUUCCUGCAAAUUAAAGAAGAGUCAAACGAAAAAACCAGAACCGUCAAAACAUUUUUUUUUUCGUGAAACAGAAUCAAAACCAAAAAAAAAAACCAAUUUUGUGCAAAAAAAUGUCGUCCACCAUACAACAGCAGCCACUGCUGCAACCAACCAAUAAUGAAGAUGAUAAAAAACCGACUUCGACUGCCGACGAACAAUUAAAUGCAGCUGAAAACUUUAAAAAUCAAGGAAAUGAUUUGCUCAAAACUAAGGAUUUUUCCAAAGCGAUAGAGAUGUACACCAAAGCUAUAGAACUUAAUCCCAAUAAUGCUAUAUACUACGCAAACCGUAGUUUAGCCCAUUUACGGCAGGAGAGUUUUGGAUCUGCCCUUCAAGAUGGUAUUGCUGCAGUUAAAUCAGAUCCAGCAUACUUGAAGGGUUAUUAUAGACGAGCAGCCGCUCAGAUGUCAUUAGGAAAAUUCAAACAAGCUUUAUCAGAUUUUGAAUAUGUAUCCAAGUGCAGACCAAAUGAUAAAGAAGCUAAAAUGAAAUUUACAGAGUGUAAUAAAAUUGUAAAAAUGCGUGCAUUUGAACGUGCCAUUGCUGUAGAUAAACCCGAAAAGACACUCUCCGAGAUGUUCCGUGAUUUGGAAAAUAUAACUAUUGAAGAUGAUUAUCAAGGUCCGGCGUUGGAGGAUGGAAAAGUUACAAUUAAGUUUAUGGAAGAUCUUAUGGAACAUUAUAAGAAACAAAAGAAACUCCAUCGAAAAUAUGCCUACAAAAUCCUUUGUGACAUUGAUGUCUAUCUGCGCAGUCAACCGUCCCUGGUGGAUAUUCAUGUGCCAGAUGAAUCAAAAUUCACAAUUUGUGGCGAUAUUCAUGGUCAGUUUUAUGAUCUAAUGAAUAUUUUCAGCAUCAAUGGGCUACCAUCGCCUACCAAUCCGUAUUUGUUCAAUGGAGACUUUGUGGACAGAGGCUCAUUUUCAGUGGAAUGUAUUUUCACGUUGUUUGGAUUUAAAUUGCUAUAUCCUGAUCAUUUCUUCCUGUCAAGAGGCAAUCAUGAAAGUAUCAACAUGAACCAAAUGUAUGGAUUUACCGGCGAAGUAACUGCCAAAUAUACAAGUACAAUGGCAGAUAUCUUCACUCAAGUGUUCAACUGGCUGCCAUUAUGUCAUUGUAUAAAUAAUAAGAUCCUCGUUAUGCAUGGUGGACUCUUCUCUAGUGAUAAUGUGACGCUUGAUGACAUUCGUAAAAUUGAGCGUAACUGCCAGCCACCAGAAGAAGGCAUCAUGUGUGAAUUAUUGUGGUCUGAUCCACAAGCAUGGGCGGGCCGUGGUCCAUCAAAGAGAGGUGUAGGCAUACAAUUUGGUCCAGAUAUUACAGAGGCUUUCUGUAAACGUAACAAUCUAGACUAUAUAGUAAGAAGUCAUGAAGUCAAAGAUAUGGGUUAUGAGGAAACUCAUGACGGAAAGUGCAUUACCGUAUUUUCUGCUCCAAAUUAUUGCGAUACAAUGGGAAAUAUGGGAGCGUUUAUAACAAUCAAAGGCAACGAUCUGAGACCAAAGUUCCAGCCGUUUGUGUCUGUGCCUCAUCCGGACGUCAAGCCGAUGGCUUAUGCAAAUAGCUUAAUGAGUUUACUAGCGUAGUCACAUUUAUGUUAAACAAAUCAAAUUCAAUCAAAUAAUAAUUAAAUACAAAAAGAAAAAAACAACAACAACAAAAAGAAAAUUAAAUAAACAGAUAAAAAACCAAUCAAGCAAUCUACAAACAGAGCAUAAAGCUUUUAAACAGAAACAACAACAAUUAAAACUGUAAGGAGAAUAGCAUUCUAAACACAGAAAACAACAACAACAAACCGCAUAUCACGAUAAUCACGCAUUGACUAGAAAAACAAAAACAGUCUCCUCUAAGAAUUAACCCAUUCCUUCAUAUAAAUACGUGUACAAUGUACAUUCUUUACACAAUUUUUUAGAUUUAUUAUUAUACUUUUACACGUUGAUGUGUACGAAUUUGUUAAAAUUUGAGAUUUAAGAACUUUUUUUUUAUGAGUUAUCUGUCCCCGAAUCCCACAACAAAAAAAAAAAGAAAAACACCACACAACAGCAACGACCUAGUCCCAAAGAUUU